AUGUUGAUAAUCGUUCAGGCAGCCGUCUAGUCAGUCUCCGGACAGACGCCGCGCGGAAGAUGACUGUUCAUAACCUGUACAUAUUUGAUCGCAAUGGCUCCUGCCUUCAUUACAGCGAGUGGAACCGCAAGAAACAAGCAGGAAUCUCCAAAGAAGAGGAGUUCAAGCUGAUGUACGGGAUGCUGUUCUCCAUCCGCUCCUUCAUCAGUAAGAUGAGUCCACUGGACAUGAAAGACGGGUUCCUGGCGUUCCAGACAAGCCGUUAUAAGCUGCAUUAUUAUGAAACUCCAACAGGAAUCAAACUGGUUCUGAACACUGACCUCGGCGUACCGAACUGUAGAGACACACUGCAGCAGAUCUACAGCACUCUGUAUGUGGAGUACAUCGUGAGGAAUCCUCUGUGUGUUCUGGGCGAGUCUCUCCAGAGUGAUCUGUUCAGCAGUAAACUGGACUCUUUCAUCCGAGCGUUACCGUUCUUCAGCGUCCGCGCCGCCUGAACACACACACACACACACACACACACACACACACACACACACACACACACACACACACACACACACACUCACACACACACACACACACACACUCACACACACACACACACACACA
Molecule: messenger RNA, 612 nt
Organism: Carassius carassius (crucian carp)
Lineage: Eukaryota; Metazoa; Chordata; Actinopteri; Cypriniformes; Cyprinidae
Gene: trappc1
Product: trafficking protein particle complex subunit 1
Exons: 5
Coding region: 60-497 (145 amino acids)
Biological process (GO): endoplasmic reticulum to Golgi vesicle-mediated transport
Cellular component (GO): TRAPP complex
Source: RefSeq, a predicted model, not a curated record